CGCGUGUCCGGAGUUUGAAUUUGAAGCCGAAGGCGUUGGAACUUGAACUUGGAACAUACCAACCAUGCUUGGAACGUACGCGUAAACCAUGACCUGGCCAGACCCGGUGCUCCGCCAAUUUCAAUCCGUUCCACCUACUCCUGCCGAAAACGAUUUUCAUGGGUCCUACAACAAGCUCCUCUAUUGCCUUUUCCCAUUUGAUAGUCCCUACACCGUUGUCCCGCAGUAUUUGAAACCUGGCUCUCGGGACUCAUCUGGCUGGAUAAUGACGUUCGAAAUAGUCUUCGACAACCGGCCCGUGUUCAUCUUGGAACUGAAAAAUCCGGAGGCUUUAAAAUUUGUUUCAUCGCGUGGAGAGGCUGACGACCAAAUCAGGCGGAGAAUUAGUGAUUUACGUCCCUAUUGCCCCAUAUCAACGUUGCACGCAGUUAGCGCUAUUGGGACACGACUUUGCUUUUAUCAACUGGACACCGCAGACGAGGAGGCGGAGAUCAAGCCACUUGCCAUUCCUCGGCAUCCUACGAGGGUAAACGACACUGCACCAGAGAAGAGGUGGAACUGUGAUGUCCUAGAUGCCGAAGGAGAGAAAAGGUUUCGUAGCAUUGUUGAAGAGAUAAAGGAGGAAUGUGCAAAGCUGUUGUGAUUUGCUCAACGGUCGUGUUUAUUGUAUAUUAGCUUGAGACAUCGCGACACUUUUCCAAUGCAGUAUAAUUGCUAACUCGC
Messenger RNA from Desarmillaria tabescens, 723 nucleotides. RefSeq lists its product as uncharacterized. The record is from RefSeq and is a predicted model, not a curated record. Bases 89 to 643 code for a protein of 184 amino acids. The transcript is spliced from 2 exons. NCBI's taxonomy places the organism in Eukaryota, Fungi, Basidiomycota, Agaricomycetes, Agaricales, Physalacriaceae.